AUCUAAUCCGCCUCUUUCUCUCUCCUCGCUCUUCUCUUUUAUAGCCCCGUCGCGGCGAGGCCGAGCAGCAUUUUUGACUCGCCGUGCGAGAAUCCCUCGCCGUCCCGCGACAUUCCCACCCCCCUCUCUCUCUCCGUCCGCCUCUUUACGGUGAUAAGAACACCUCUCUUCUCGCCUCCGCUUGCGGCGCGCUCGGCUUCGUUCUCGCCCUCCGCCACCUCCUUUGCGUGGGGGACCAGCCGGAUAGCUGGUUGUGGCUGCUGUCCGUACGGUCGAAGCUGUCACGACUACUUCUUCUCGUCCUCAGGCGGCAGGUUUUCGCCCACCAAACCGGCUCGCUAUAACUCUCCGGGAGGUGGGGAUUGUUGCAAGUGUUGGAAGGGAAUGGCGACGGAGUGGUCGGACGGCGGUGAGGAGUUCUGGCUGCCGGAUGAGUUUCUUGAUGACGACUUCUUCUCCGAGGAGGAGAAGGCGGCGGUGGCCGCGAGGAGCGAGAGCGAUGAGGAGGAUUGCUUGGCCGGCCUGUCGCGCCGCCUUGCUGGGCUUCUCGGAGACGACGACGAGCGCCGCCCUCCUCCCAAGGCGGAGGUGACGGUUGGUUCGCCGCAGUCGACGCUGUGCGGGCUGCCCAAGUCUGGCCAGGAGAGUCCCAACGGCGGGGCGUCUCAGGUGAGCUCGCCGCCGUCGUCGCCGCUGGAGCAGAAGCCGGCCGACCCGUGGGACAUGCUCUACGAGGCGGCGGGUCAGGUGGCCCGGAUGCGUGUUGCCAACAGUAUCCCGGUGCCGAACAAUCCAUACGGUUUCCCCGCCAACGGUGGCUUCGCCGCUCCUGCCCGCAAGGCUUCGCCGCCGCCUCCCGUACCUCCACCGGCCACGGCAACCAAGGUCCCGCCCGGCGCCUACUACCAUCCGCUCGCCCACUUGCUUACCCAGCGGCAGAUUCAAGCUGCACAGUUUCAUCUCCUCAAGCAGCAGCAGCUUCUGAAGUUGCAGAGGGAUCAGCAUCUCGCCGCGGCCGCCGCGUGGGGCGCGCGCCAGAACGCAGCAGCGAAAACCGCCGGCUGCGGAGUCACCGCGCCUAUUGACAUGAGCCCGGCCGCGUGGCCUCCCUUGCAGAAGCAGCAGCACCACGCGCCGGCACCCGCGCCCGGCGGCAUGCGCGCCGUCUUCCUCGCCCCGCCCGGUGCCAAGCGCGAGCGCAACGGCACAGGCGUCUUCCUGCCCCGGCCAGCCGGCUCCCCGGCUGAGCCCAAGAAAAAGACAGGCUGCUCGACUGUUCUUGUCCCCGCCCGUGUCGUGCAAGCUCUCAAUCUCAACCUCGACGACCUCGGCGCCCAGCCUCGCUACCCCGGUGGAUUCGUUCUUGAUCACGAUGCCUUGAUUAGUCGAAGCAACGCCAUGCUCGCGAGUCAGAAGCGGCGUGCUGGUGCCCCCGUGCCAUCGCCGGCGCCGACGCUCUGCCACAGUUCGUGAGCUCUUUGUCGGCUGUACAAGACGGAGGAUGAUCCCACCAAGAUUCCGGCGGCCCCCUUCAUCUGGCGUUGCGUCAAGCUUAAUGUUAUUAAUUAAAGUUAGUAAUAAUUCUUCGUCUGUUAGGUUGUAGUAGUAGCCAAAGAGGAAGUAGGAGGCAGUAGCAGCAUCAGCGUUAGGUUUGUUUGUUUGAUUGGUGAUAUAUUGGUUUCUUUGGUGUGGACGGAAAGCGGCGGAGAUGGAGACGACGAACAGAGAAGAAAUCCAUGUCUUCAGUUUGGUGGUUUGGCAGAGUGGUUUGGAAGGAAUAAUAAUAAGUGGUUCUUUUGGGGAAUGAGAAAGAAAUGUUAGCGGCCUGCAGCUUGCAAAGAAAGAAGUGACAAGGUAUCAAAGUGGUUUAUGGAUGGGUCAUCUUGGGGAGCCAAAAAUAAACCCAUUUCUACAUCCGUGGCUUUGCUUGCUUUGGGUGCUUGCCAAGAAGUGAAGUCCCAGCGCACACCCAGCUAAGGUCUCUCUCCUCUCCCUCCUUUUUGCAGUCUUUUACUUGCAAAAGAAGCCUUGCCGUGGGCUCCAUGAAUAAGGGCAUUCGUUUCUGAAGAAAAAAAGAAGAAACUACGGAUUUAUUGCCAUUUUUCUUGUACUAGCUUCUAGUUAGGUGCCCUACCCUUUUGUUUUGGUUGGGCGCAAUAAGAUUCUUAUUAGGGGUGCAGUCGUUCGGUGCUUAGCAGCAGCAGCAAAGUUGGGCUGGGUGUUGUUAAUCAACAGUUGUACUUGUACCAUCAAACCUUAAUAUAUGAAUGAUGGCGAGUAUUUUAUUGCUUAAUA
Molecule: messenger RNA, 2295 nt
Organism: Oryza brachyantha (malo sina)
Lineage: Eukaryota; Viridiplantae; Streptophyta; Magnoliopsida; Poales; Poaceae
Product: splicing factor 1
Exons: 5
Coding region: 385-1473 (362 amino acids)
Source: RefSeq, a predicted model, not a curated record